Molecule: messenger RNA, 4713 nt
Organism: Pogona vitticeps (central bearded dragon)
Lineage: Eukaryota; Metazoa; Chordata; Lepidosauria; Squamata; Agamidae
Source: RefSeq, a predicted model, not a curated record
UUUGGUGGCUGUCAGUGGUGGGUCAUGAGGGGCUGCGAUGUGUGGCGGUUGGCGCUUCUCUGCCUCACCCUGGUGGCCUCGGUCAGCCGCGCCCGGGGGGUUUUCGCCCGCCCUCACCUCCGCGCCGCCUCCCGUCCUGACCCGGGCCGCUUCUUUGCCGGCUCCUGGGCUUACCGCACCUGUUAUCUCGACCAAAAGAUUGAUCACUUUGGUUUUGCUGAAGAUCGCACAUUCAAGCAGCGUUACCUCAUAGCAGACCAGCACUGGAAGAGUGAUAUUGGGUCCAUCCUCUUCUAUACGGGCAACGAAGGAGACAUCACUUGGUUUGCGAAUAAUACAGGUUUUAUGUGGAAUGUCGCUGAAGAACUUGAUGCUAUCUUGGUAUUUGCUGAACACAGGUACUAUGGGGAGUCUCUUCCCUUUGGAAACAAAUCGUUUGCUGAUGCCAAGCAUCUGAAUUACUUGACUUCGGAGCAGGCUCUUGCUGAUUUUGCAGUACUCGUUGACCACCUGAAGAAGACAAUCCCUGGAGCUCAAGAUACUCCUGUCAUUGCUAUAGGGGGAUCUUAUGGAGGAAUGCUUGCUGCCUGGUUUCGAAUGAAAUAUCCCCAUAUUGUAGUCGGAGCUCUUGCGGCUUCAGCCCCCAUCUGGCAGUUUGACAACCUGGUUCCUUGUGGCUCCUUUUAUAGCAUAGUGACACAAGAUUUCGAAAAGAGUGGCAACUGCUGUUCAGAAAGCAUCAGGAACUCCUGGGCAGCCAUUGACCGUCUUGCUUCCACAGCGGAAGGUUUACACUGGCUUUCCUGUACCUUUCGGUUGUGCAGCCCACUGAAAUCUGUGAGAGAUGCUGCUGCCUUCAAAGCAUGGCUAAGCGAGAUAUGGGUUAACUUGGCCAUGGUUGACUACCCGUAUAAGGCGAACUUUUUGCAACCUCUCCCUGCAUGGCCUAUUCAGGUAGUUUGUAAAUACUUGAAAAACCCCAAGCUGCCAGACAAGUUGCUGCUCCAAAAUGUCUUCCAGGCAGUAAACGUCUACUUCAACUACACAGAACAUACCUCAUGUUUUAACUUAACUCAGUCUGCCACUAAAAGCCUUGGUCUUCAGGGCUGGUACUAUCAGUCUUGCACAGAGAUGGUGAUGCCCAUGUGCUCAGAUGGCAUCAACGACAUGUUUGAGCCUCAGGCGUGGGACUUCCAUGCCUAUUCCGAAGAGUGUUUCAAGAUGUGGGGGGUGCGGCCUCGACCUUCCUGGAUCCCCAUUUCCUAUGGGGGAAAGAACAUCAGUGCGCACAGCAAUAUCAUCUUCAGCAAUGGUGGGCUUGACCCCUGGUCUGGGGGUGGAGUAAUGAGGAACAUCACUGACACUCUGGUCGCUAUUGUCAUCCCAGAAGGCGCUCACCACUUGGACCUUCGCUCCAACAGUCCCUUUGACCCGGAUUCUGUGCUGAAAGCUCGCCUCUUGGAAGUUCACUUCAUGAGGCUAUGGAUACAGCAGGACAGAAGGCUGAAGAAGUGUGCCAGAUAACUGGGGGAAAAAAAUUAGGUUUCAUCUUCACCGUUUUCUCCCAGCAAUGUCAAGGAACAAAAUCGAUCAUCAGUUCGGUUCUCUUCACCAUCAUUCUUUAUUUCUCUUCUCCUCUUUCCCUCUCUUACUCUAAGCACUCAGUUUGAGCCUCCUGUUUCUAAUGAAGAGAUCUUUCAAAGUGGGAGACCUCAUGUGCAGAGAGUGGAGAGACUUGCAUUACUGGAUCCUUGCAAACACAUUCAAGAUGCAUGCAGCCCAUUACUCCUGGUCAAGCUGCUUGGGACUGCAUCAUGUUUUUUUUCCUGAGAAAACAAGAAGGGAAAGGCAGGUUCCUCCCCCCCACCCCCCAGCCUCACAUGUGUGGGAAGCUGGGCAUUUAACAGUACUUUUGGGAUUUGAUGCCAUAGAGUUAUGAUGGUAGCAUGGCUUGGAUCUAUUAAUUUCUUUAACCUCGGUGUUGGGAGGGGAGAACCUCUGUUGGAUUAUAAAUCCCAUCAUCCUUCACCACUGGUUGUGCCAGCUGGGGCUAAUGGGAAUUAGAGUCCCAUGACAUAAGAGGUAGAUGUUUUCCUAUCCUCCUUGUAAGCCAUAAUAGCUAACUCUACAUUUAUUCUGUUGGAGGUGGCUUCCCCCAAAUGUCAACUGCUAGGGGUCAAGAGUGGCAGGCAGAUGUUGUCUUUAGGAAGCUCAAAACAGGGCAUAAGAGCAGUUGGCAGGACAUAAUUAUAAAGGAUGUGGACCUAGGUCAAUCCUAGAUCUAUACUAGGAGCCAGAUUGUAUCAGAGGGAGCACACGCACACACACCCCAGCAUGGCUGCAAUUUGGAGGUUGAAGCACCAGCACUCCAUGGACCAAGAGGGGGACAUGUCAUUUUGCCACUGUAAAGUCAGCCCUCUUGACACCUACCAUGAACUGUGGAUGUAUGGUAGACAGAAAAGAUCCUUCCAUUCUGAUUGCCACCUCUGGUUGAUAUGGGUUAUGGACAUUUGUAGGGGUACACAUGUAUUACUUGGCUAAUAAACUACCCAUUUAGGCUCCUUGGUAUCACACAAGGUUUGUUCAGGUGACGGGGAAGGUGGAGAGCAGCUGUGAAGGAACUGCUUCAGAUAGAUAUAGUAGGCGGGCACAUAUUUAACUGCCCCAGCAAAUACAACCUUGAGAAUCCCCCCACUGGGAAAAUCCCCCACUGGCAAUGUGGGUGCAUUUUCGGGGUCUGUCAUGAAACUCUGAGGGUUAUUGAUGUGUACCUACUGUUGGAAAAAAAAAGGUUUCUGCAAAGUUUCAAAGAGAAGGAAAUGUUUCUACUGAAGUGAUCCAAAACCAGAAAAAAAACCAGGAUGUCAAUGUCUGGGUAAACUAUCUAAAUGAAUUCUCAACCACUGUGCUACAUAACAAAACUGCUGAUUUCUUAUUCCGGUCAAUGUCCUCUUCUAGCCUGUUUACUGAAAAAGAAGGAUAAUUAUUAGGAAAUUAGAUAAUCAUUAGGCAACCCCGAAGCCCUUUUCUUUCCCUCUUGGAGCUGCGGUAUAAAUAUUGUCUCGGCAAUGGAGGUGCCAUUUUCUGCUUCGUAGGUAACUGAAACACCUGACUACCUAAAGAACUCACAGUCUGUCAACUAUUUUUUUUUGCAAGGGCUUCCUCUUCUGUAUAGAACCAGGCUGAGCAGAAAGAGAAGCUUAGACCAUUGAAUUCAGUAGAAGUGCAAGUCCUGCAGUUAAUUAGUUUUGUGUGCAAACACAAACUUUAAUCAAGGCAAAGACAUACUUGCUUAGGCCUGUGCCAUGUCAAAGUACAGCUGCAAGUCAGAGUACUACCCUCCAUAGGAAACACAAAAUAUUUUUUUUAACCCCGGAGGUCUGAGCAGACAAACGUUCACUGUCCCUGGCCAUUGACCAUGGAGGCUGGAGUGUCCUGAGAUGAAGUCCAAAAGAUCAGAAAAAACAAUGCUUGAACGCUCUGGCUGUAGAUGAACAUGUGUUCAAUGAAGAAGUACCCUCUUUAUAUGCAGAUGGUCUUAGGUUUGAUCCGAGUACCUCCCAUUAAAGGAAUUCAGGAUCAGAUUACGAUGAGAUGUUUCUGACUUUAGAGAGUUUCUGCUAGUCACAGUAGAAAACCCUUGUGCACAAGUAAACUGCAUUGCUGUAAGCCAUCUCCCGAUAGAGUUUAGUUCCUUGAACCACCACACCGCCCUGGACAUGCCUGCUCUUCUCAGAUGUUGGAAGCUAAACAGGGUUGAACCUGCUAAGUUUAGUACCUGAAUGGUUUACUGCCAAGGAGGUCCAGGGAGGUUUAGGCAAAGAGCCAGUGAAUAUUAACAAUGCUAGGUUACUGGUCUUACUUCAGUAUAAGGCAGCUUCCUCUGUUCUCCCCUCCGUCUAGAUCUGGGGUUCCUAACCUAACAGCUAGGAGUUUACCUCUCUCUGUGUGGCCAUGAUUUCUGGGAGUUUGUAGUCCAAGAAAAUCUUGGGGACCCAGUGUUGGGAAUUGCUGAGCUAAAUCAUUAUUGACAGAUUUUUCCCCCUGAAAGGAUAGUGAGUCCCCAGCUACUGCUGGUGCAAUUUGCUGGCCCAGGGCUAUGGUGUGUGUGUUUGUGCAUGCACGCACACUGGGAGGUGUUCUGCUCUCAAUUUACAUGGGAUGAUGAAGAGUCUCAAGAUGUUCAGCAGUUACCUGUGAAUGGAUGGUGUUCUGCCUUCUUCUAUUGUGUUUCUCAGUAGACCAGUCAGUGCAGUAGUUUAAAAAUAACUAGAACUCUGCCAGGAGAACAAGACCAGCUUGUAGACUGGAUUCCCAAGUGUGUUUAAUAGGCUUCAUUUAUUUCCUUUGUGCAGUUCACUAAAAACAAAAGGUAUAUGGGAAGCAAAUCAGUCAUAUCUGUUGUUUCAACCAUGGGGGAUUUGUUGAGUAAAGACAAACCUUUGACAAGGGCAAUAUUUUAUCCAUGCAGCUCAAUUUUAAAGCUGCAGAUGUGCUAGUUGCAAAUGAGCAAGUCCAUGCCUUGUCUCAGAUUUCCCUGUUUAGAAUAAAGCUGCAAAGAUUUGAGGCUCAAAGUUUAUACCUCAAGGCCCUUUACAGAUGUGUGCAACGUCACCCUUUCUUAUGGAAGACUCAAACUGAAAUACAUAUGGCAAUAAAAAUGCAUUGUGAACUUGGAAGAACCAAAAAUGCUGUAAUAAAACUUAAAAAAUA